GAUAACCAAAGUUAUUUUUUGAAAUAUGUGCAUGCUUAUUAUCUCAACAUUUUAUGAUUACGAAGCAGUUUAUGUUCUGUUCAUCCAGGCUAUAAAGGACAAGAACUCAAGAAAAUGUACGGAUUUUACAACAUCAACAAAUGCUGUGUACCAGUUGUCAAGCUGCUGGUUGGCAUUCUUCUUCUGAUGCCUCAAGGCCUUUCACUGGUUUGCCCUUCUGUUUGUCAGCGUUGUUCAAGGACUCUAGUUCAGUGCUGCAACUUGGGUUUCACAUCAGUUCCUCGGAACUUUGCAAAGACCACUUCAGUUAUUUACCUUAGCAGGAAUAACAUUUCUAAUGUAAUGCCUGAGGAUUUAGAAGGAUUUAACAGACUGUCAUCGCUUUUCCUUGAUAACAGCGGUCUCAAGGAUAUACAUCCUCAAGCUUUUAUUAGUCUCAUAAAUUUGUAUUACUUGUAUUUGAAUAAUAACCAGAUACAGUAUAUCAAGCAAGGGAUGUUUGGAAGCCUUUCAAAACUUCGAUACUUAUACCUACAACACAAUCACAUUCUUUCUAUUCCAAGAAGAAUAUUUUCUGAUUUGACUGCCCUUCGAUACUUACAACUUGAAGGGAACUCUCUUCGUGUGCUCAGCAAUGGAAUGUUCAUUGGUUUAGUGAGUCUUCAUACACUGCAUCUUGCUAACAACAGAAUUUCCAGGCUAUCUAAUUCCUCAUUUAAUCAGCUUGCACGACUGGAGUUUCUCAAUCUACAGAGCAACUACUUAACAUGGAUCCCGUCAAAUACUUUCAUUCAGCUUAAGAUCCUUAAAAGCCUUAUCUUAUCCAAUAAUCCAAUAAAGUUGAUCCAUGCUAAUUCAUUUAAUGGAUUAGGAAGUCUCAAAUAUCUUUACCUUGGUAAUUCCAAAAUAAAAUCCAUAGCAAAAGAUGGCUUUACUGCAAUGAAGAGCUUAAUACAUUUAACACUAAGUAACAACAGCAUAAUUCGCAUUAAUUCUGAUGCUUUUAAAAUAUUGUAUCUUGGGUAUUUGAGGCUUGACCAUAAUAAUAUAUCAUUUACUGAGUCUGAUGCAUUUGAAGGAAUGGCAACAACUUUGAAAAUUCUGCACUUGGCCAAUAAUCGUCUUGCAAAUUUGCUUCCUGAGGUCCUGAGACCACUGGUCUCGCUAAAUCACUUAGUAAUAAAUGGCAAUCCCUGGGAGUGCAACUGUAACUUGCUCAGUUUGCAUAGAUGGCUCUUGUCAUCCUCUUUGAGGUUAUAUAUACGUUAUCACAGUCCAUCCCAGCUGCGUGGUAAAUCCUUGCACUAUGUCAGUGUAAAUGAAGUUAGUGGAUGUAAUAACAGUUUAGUAUCUUUGGGAUUAGAUACUGAAAAGAGAUCUCCAACUACUAGCAAACUGUUAACCUCAAUAAAAACAGAUACCUCAAAUGUUCAUUUCAAGUCGGAGCACAAUUCUGUAACAGUGCAAGAUUUUAGAGAUGUAGUAUUUGCCACAGAAGGCACAGAGCAGUACACAAGCAUGCUACCAGGGCAACUAUCAAUGGCAAAUGAAUCUGUAAAUUUAACUACAUUUGCAGCUUCUGAUAUGGCAUCAAUUUCAAUCAAACCUUUGUUCAUCUGUGAACAAAAUUUAGAAAAGUUGAACCAAGCCUUUGACAUACUCUUGGUCUUUUUCAUCUUGGCCUGUGCAGCAGUUUUAUUCCUGAUAUAUAAAGUUCAACAGCUGCAUAAGAAACUCAAGGAUACUGAGGCAGAAGGAGACAAUGUCCUAGAGUAUUACGGUGUGUAUCCAUAUGCAAGGUAUUAUGUGACAGACUCAGUCCAGGUUAUACCUCCCGAAUCUGUGACAAAUCCAGAUGUGGACCAGACCAAUAUCCUAAAGAUAGCAGACCCUACUGAACAAGCUGAAGUUAUUCUCUUUGAGCACUCAGUUUUAUGAUUAUGUUCAUAUCUACAAUGUACGCUGAAUAGAAAGUUAUCAUUUAUAGGCAACAGAUUUUGAUUUUGAUCAGUUCAUUAGAGUUUAAACUGUGUAUGGAUAAUUUGUCAUCAUACAAGAAACCCCUGUGCAGAACAAUCUAUUAGUAAAAUACGUAUUUUUAUGCAAGUCUACAGCAAAACAUCACCAAGUUUUUUUUUUCUGAAGCAUCGAAACACCCUGGGGUCCAACUGGACUAUGUGGACCAGGUAUCCUAACUUAAUCUAGUCCCAUUUGCCAGCAUUUGGCCCAUAUCCCUCUAAACUCUUCCUAUUCAUGUACCCAUCCAGAAGUAUUUGUAUCAGCCUCCACCACUUCCUCUGGCAUCACUCUCUCUGUGAAAAAGUUGUUUCUUACAUCCCUUUUAAAUCUUUCCCCUCUCACCUUAAACCUGUGCCCUGCAGUUUUGGACUCCUGUGCCCUGGGAAAAAGGCUUUAACUAUUCACCCUAUCCAUGCCCUUCAUGACUUUAUAAAUCUCUUCUAGGUCACCCCUCAGCCUUUGCGCUCCAGGAAAAUAGCCCUGGCCUCUCCUUAUAAAACCCUCCAACCCUGAUAAUAUUCUUGUAAGUCUUUUCUGAACCCUUUCAAGUUUCACAACAGCAUUCAUAUAGCAGGGAGAUCAGAAUUGAACACAGUAUUCUAAAAAUGGUGGUGGUGCACUAUCCUGGAUGCCAGCCUAUGAGUUCUCUUACUCAGUUCAGGCCUAGUGGGACUCUUUUGCUGUCAUGAGUCUGCAUACCAGCAGCAACUACAAUGGCUUGUUGGCCCGGAUUCUAAAGAAAACGUUAACUGUUUGGCCGACGAUUGGCUUUGUUUUGGGUUUUUGCUGUGGGCUGACCUAUCCCUCUGUUCAGGAUAUGUCUGAGUGAGGCUAUGCAAUUGCCCUUAUUCAAGUGGUGCGCACCAAGCUGGGGAAGGUGUCCACUUCUAAUUGCAUGCCUUGUUCAGGAAGUUAUGAAAAAUAACCUGCAUUUUUAAAAAUCUCAGCACAUGGUUUUCUUUUAACAACUGCAAUAGAGUAUAGGUAAUAUGCAUUUAUAAUUUAGGGAAUGUGAAGUAUUCAAUUGGUGACAUUCCAAAAGUUUAGUGGAUUUGUUCCUUACAUUACAAAUAAUGACCAUGUAUUGUUCAUAAGCAAUAAAUAUCCUAAGAAGAAA
Hemiscyllium ocellatum (epaulette shark) is the source of this 3136-nucleotide messenger RNA. Its product is annotated as leucine-rich repeat-containing protein 70-like. Bases 115 to 1938 code for a protein of 607 amino acids. Gene Ontology annotation, molecular function: protein binding. Gene Ontology annotation, cellular component: plasma membrane. The record is from RefSeq and is a predicted model, not a curated record. NCBI's taxonomy places the organism in Eukaryota, Metazoa, Chordata, Chondrichthyes, Orectolobiformes, Hemiscylliidae. The transcript is spliced from 2 exons.